This is a messenger RNA of Triplophysa rosa, 2187 nucleotides long. It is a transcript of the gene hepacam2, whose product is annotated as HEPACAM family member 2. Bases 267 to 1622 code for a protein of 451 amino acids. NCBI's taxonomy places the organism in Eukaryota, Metazoa, Chordata, Actinopteri, Cypriniformes, Nemacheilidae. The record is from RefSeq and is a predicted model, not a curated record. The transcript has 10 exons.
CAAGUGACUCUUAUGAGCUGGUGCUGCUUAGCACGCUGAGGCUUUGUGUCCAACGGAUGAGAUGAUCAUGUGAAGGGGGAGUUGAAAGAUGGCAUGGGCUUUAUUAUGUCAGGUGACAGCAGCCUUUUGGAACCUCAACCAGGUGUGUGUCCAAAUGGCAAGUGGGAGGUGCCUGAGCUAGCUUUUCUCAUUUCCCUGGCAAAUACUGUCACCAGUUCCCCUUUCUUGUCACAAGCCAAACAGCUUCUAGAGAUUAUAUUGCAGAAAUGGAAUGUGUUGGAGUGACCAUGUUUCUACUGAUGUGCACCUUAUUUCUCGGUGUUGAUGGUAUGGAAUAUAUUUCACUGGAGCCCACACAGCAUGGCAAAUACGGGGACUCUAUGCUCCUCAGAGUUGAGCCUCAUUUUGAUGUCAAGAAUGUGAAGUUCCAGGGGGCCUGGUACAAGACUAAACCCACUUAUACUCUUCUUGUCACUUUCACCGAGUCCAAUGCCAUCCUCAAUAUGCGGCUGAGGAACAAACCAGUGCUUAAAUUGCCAGAUGUCUCGCUAGAUAUUGAGCAUCUGGAUGAGGACGCUGAGGGGGAGUACAAGCUGGAGAUCAACAUCAUCUUCCCAGGAAGCUCCACGCCGGUGGCCGUCACGAAAAUAGUGACGAUCACAGUAAGCGUGCCUGUGUCAAAGCCCGUUCUCAGUAAGAGCCCAGGGGCAGACCUCAUAGAAGAGCGAGAUAAUGUGACGCUGACAUGCUCUGUUGAAACCGGCACCAACGUUCAGUACGAAUGGAUUAAGAACAACAUGGCGGUAGUUCCAAGCGAGCGGCACACAUUUUCACAAGAUCACGGCACACUUGUCAUAAGUCCUGUCAGUAAAGAUGAUAGAGGCCGGUACACCUGCGAGGCCAAAAACCACAUCAGCCAUGAACUGAGCGAAGGAACUGCUCUCAGUGUGUACUAUGGACCCUACAAUCUAGAAGUAAAUUCAGAGCAGGGUCUGAAAACCGGAGGGGUGUUCACGGUGAACCCAGGGGAGCUGGUCUUUUUCGACUGUCUUGCUGACUCGAACCCUCCCAACAGCUGCGUCUGGAUCUCUAAGACAUCGAACGGCACAGAGAUCAUCAUGACUGGAACACGGUUUGAAGUGACAUCUUAUGAAUUAGCUCAAGCAAAGGAGUUCUGGUGUAGAGCAUUUAACAAUGUGACAAAGAAACAGGAUGAGACCAAAUUUUCGCUGGUGGUGGCCAGACUUGGCAAAGGAAGAGAAAAACAUAUCCAGGAAGGAGGUGCUCUGUCUUCAUUGACUUUCAUUACAAUCUCAUCAGUGGUCAUCAUUGUGUGUAUGAUGUUUGUGCUCAUAAGGAAGAGCUGCCAUCCAAGACGAAUGAUGAAUACAAUCUACAGACGGCCUAUGACAGAGCAGAGAGGACUGCACCGAUCCGGUCAUGAAGAUGCAACUGAAGACUUCGGGAUCUACGAAUUUGUUUCUGUUCCUGGGAAAAUGGAAUCGACACAGGCAUCCUGCAGGUCUUUGGCACGGCUUGAUUCAGUCAAAGAUUUGCAUACCACCAUCUAUGAUGUCAUCAGACAUGUGCCUGAAACGCCAACACUGAGUCUGCUUAAAUGAGAGGGAGAGGUGUCACGUGUGCUAAAUGUAAAAAUUUGUUUUGUUUCAAUCCAAAUUUUCUCUAUACAGUGACACAUUUCAGCACUUAUUUUGUUUUGUACAAUUAUUCAUGUUUAUACUUUAUAAAGAUCAUAAUUCUUAUAACACCUGUGCUGAGCACUGACAUUCUUACCGUGCUGGGCACUGACAUGUCUUAAAAGGAAUAUAUACUGUAUAUAUUGAAAAUUAUGCAUUAUUUUCUGUAACAACAGGCUUAAUGAAAAGCUAAGAGUAUUUAUAUAAAAUACAUCAGCUGACGUUAUGGUUUUGCAUUGUGAAUGUAAAUACGAUCGCAUUUCGUACUUUAAUAUUGUAUUUUUUUUUGCACACUGCAAUGUAUUCCACGAUAUUGUUCGUAACAUUACAAAGAUGCCACAUAACCGUUCCAUACAUUUCAUACUAGGUAGCAGUUUUUGAAUUUAAAACAGACAUUUUUAGUCGGUUUUAUUUUCUAUGUGUUGCACCUGCUCCUGUUUAUAUUUUAAACACAGAUGGAUGCCCUGUACUUUGAAAAUAAAGGUUUUUA